Molecule: messenger RNA, 2736 nt
Organism: Linum trigynum
Lineage: Eukaryota; Viridiplantae; Streptophyta; Magnoliopsida; Malpighiales; Linaceae
Source: the annotation of a GenBank genome assembly
CUAAAGGAACAAGGCCCUCUUGAGUCAAUUGCCUAGAGGGACGUAUCCUUCUCUAGAACAACCGAUCAAGGCGUUCUGAACUAGAUUCCCUCUAUCGAAUGAGGUUCUCAAUCGAUACAAAGCAGUGAACCAACCCUCGACUAAAGCAAUCGAUCCACUACUAUCAAUCUAUGGUGCUCUAUUGACCUAAUCAGGUAUUCCCUCUCAUAGGAUCAAAGCAGAAUCAAUAAUCUCGACUAAAGCAGAAUUGAAUCAUGAAAACAUGCAUAGAUUGAAUAUGAACUCAAGAUUAUCAAGUCAGAGUACUCAUACAAUCAUCCAAUCAAACAAACAUAGCUAGGGUUCCUCAAAACCUAAGUGAAGGGAAGUUACUCCAUAGAGAAGAGAGAGACUGCAGUAAGAAUCUUCAGAUGAUCAGUCUUCAAGUCCGGGCUUGUUCCUCGAGCUUCCAAGGCGAAGAAAUCCUCCUUCUCUACUCCAAGAAUGCCCUCAAAUCGCCCUCUCUCUCUAGGGUUCGUCCCUUGGGUGUUUGGGAUCCAAAACCCAGCUCUCCUCUUCUUUGGUUCGGAAUUUGGCUUAAAACCAGGAAAUCCCGACUCGCACGGCCAGGGUGCACGGCCGUGCAUAUCACCAUUCUGGCCGUGCAACUCAAAACGCAGCGUGUCAUUUAGUCGAACUUCAGCCCUCUCGCACGGCCAGGGUGCACGGCCGUGCGAGCUUCAGGGGUUGCCCGUGCGUGUCCUCGGCAUAAGGCGCACGGCCAUAUUGCUCACGUGCACGGCCGUGCAGCCUCCCUGGUCUGCCCGUGCAGCUUGCUCAGCCUCUGUUUAAUGCUUCGUUUCUCCCUCGUCCGGACUCCGAAUCAAUCGCCGUUUGAUCCCAGACGCUCGUAGUCUCGUCCUCUUUCGUUUCAUAACAAGCUUGCAUGAUUCUUUGUCCAUAAAGUGAGGUAGAAAUCCAUUCUUCUUCAGGUCAUGCCCGAGUUUCUUCUCUCGAAUCGUCAAUUGAUCUCUGAUUGACUUGAAACUUGCGCCUAUGCUUCACUUUAUGUGCUAGGACCUGAAAUGGGACAAAGGAAUACAACCUAGCAUAAAAUAGGCCAAAGACGCAAUAAUUCAAGCUCAGACAAUCAAGAAACAAAGGGGAAAACAUGUGCAAAUACCGAGUCAUCAGUCUCAGACCGAAUCCGUGAUUUGUAGCCUUCAAAAUCCAAAGAAAAUGGCAUUUCGACGCCCACAAAAUUACGAAAAUGCCAUCCGAAAAUAACUUGACCCAAAUCGGUGUUUAAUGGAUUUAUCAUCCGUGGAGAAUAGGAUCAAUAGACUUCAUUAUCGGUGGAGAAUAGCCUCGGCCUGAUUUCAGGAUCUGUAGCCUCCAGAAUCGAAAGAAAAUGGCAUUUCGGAAAAAUCGCCCAAAAUCGGUGAUGGUACCCCUUUGCAAUAUGCCAAAAAUUUACCCGGAAUAAAUCCGCCCAAAUCGGUGAUUAAUGGACUUAGUCAUCGUUGAAGAAUAGUCUCGGGCAGAAUCUGUGAUCUGUAGCCUUCAAAAUCCAAUAAAAAUGGCCUUUCGACGCCCACAAAAUUACGAAAAUGCCAUCCGAAAAUAAAUUGGCCCAAAUCAGUGUUUAAUGGACUUAUCAUCCGUGGAGAAUAAGAUCAAUAGACUUCAUUAUCGGUGGAGAAUAGCCUCGGCCUGAUUUCACGAUCUGUAGCCUCCAGAAUCGAAAGAAAAUGGCAUUUCGGAAAAAUCGCCCAAAAUCGGUGAUGGUACCCCUUUGCAAUAUGCCAAAAAUUGACCCGGAGAAAAUCCGCCCAAAUCGGUGCCUAAUGGACUUAGUCCCGAAUCCGUGAUCUGUAGCCUUCAAAAUCCAAAGAAAAUGGCAUUUCGACGCCCACAAAAUUACGAAAAUGCCAUCCGAAAAUAAAUUGGCCCAAAUCGGUGUUUAAUGGACUUACUAUACGUGAAGAAUAGGAUCAAUAGACUUCAUUAUCGGUGGAGAAUAGCCUCGGCCUGAUUUUAUGAUCUGUAGCCUCCAGAAUCGAAAGAAAAUGGCAUUUCGGAAAAAUCGCCUACAAUCGGUGAUGGUACCCCUUUGCAAUCUGCCAAAAAUUGACCCGGAAUAAAUCCGCCCAAAUUGGUGCUUCAUGGACUUAGUCAUCGUUGAAGAAUAGUCUCAGGCCGAAUCCGUGAUCUGUAGCGUUCAAAAUCCAAAGAAAAUUGUAUUUCUACGCACACAAAAUUACGAAAAUACCAUCCGAAAAUAAAUUGGCCCAAUCCGGUGUUUAAUGGACUUAUCAUCCGUGGAGAAUAGGAUCAAUAGAAUUCAUUAUCGGUGGAGAAUAGCCUCGGCCUGAUUUCGUGAUCUGUAGCCUCCAGAAUCGAAAGAAAAUGGCAUUUCGGAAAAAUCGCCCAAAAUCGGUGAUGGUACCCCUUUGCAAUCUGCCAAAAAUUGACCCGGAAUAAAUCCGCCCAAAUCGGUGCUUAAUGGACUUAGUCAUCAUUGAAGAAUAGUCUCAGGCCGAAUCCAGGAUAUGUAGCCUUCAAAAUCCAAAGAAAAUGGCAUUUCGACGCCCACAAAAUUACGAAAAUGCCAUCCGAAAUUAAAUUGGCCCAAAUCGGUGUUUAAUGGACUUAUCAUCCGUGCAGAAUAGGAUCAAUAGACUUCAUUAUGGGUGGAGAAUAGCCUCGGCCUGAUUUCGUGAUCUUUAGCCUCCGGAAUAAAAAGAAAAUUGCAUU